This is a messenger RNA of Aspergillus wentii DTO 134E9, 1298 nucleotides long. RefSeq names its product superoxide dismutase. Gene Ontology annotation, molecular function: superoxide dismutase activity; metal ion binding. The transcript has 3 exons. Gene Ontology annotation, cellular component: mitochondrion. The coding region runs from base 270 to 902 and encodes 210 amino acids. The record is from RefSeq and is a predicted model, not a curated record. Gene Ontology annotation, biological process: superoxide metabolic process. Lineage: Eukaryota; Fungi; Ascomycota; Eurotiomycetes; Eurotiales; Aspergillaceae.
UUGCAUCUCGACAUGUACAGCUUCAGCAUAAUCCGCUCAAUUCCCCUCCGAUGAUCCCAAGGUCCUUCCUUCUUAUUCACUCAAACCUGCUCAUUCUCGGCUAAUCGAAUCGGGUACCUUGGGAUGUCAAAUAUCCUCGCUUCCCCUCUUCGCCCCUCUUUCUUUCUUCUUUCCUCCUCCUUUGUCCUCUUUCGACUCCUCUCAUCUUCAUCUCAUCACCGUAUUCAAUCUCGCAAGUCAGGAACCACAUCCACAUCUCCAUCUUUAAAAUGGCUGCCAAAUUCACGCUUCCCCCUCUUCCCUACGCCUACGACGCUCUCGAGCCCGUCGUCUCCAAGCAAAUCAUGGAAAUUCACCACCAGAAACACCAUCAAACCUACAUCACCAACCUCAAUGCCGCUUUGGCCGCUCAAACCAGCGCUCUCCAGUCGAACGAUGUCCCCCAGCAAAUCGCCCUACAGCAGAAGAUCAAAUUCAACGGCGGCGGUCACAUCAACCACUCUCUCUUCUGGAAGAACCUCACCCCUCCCGGAUCUCCCGAGGCCAGCCUCGACUCUGCCGCUCCGACACUCAAGGCUGCCAUUGAGGGUCGCUGGGGCUCGAUCAAGAACUUCUGUGAUGGAUUCGGUGCUACCUUGCUCGCUUUGCAGGGAAGUGGAUGGGGCUGGUUGAUCAGUUCGGGACCCAAGGGGAAGUUGGAAAUCGUCACCACCAAGGACCAGGACCCUGUCACGGGCGAUAUCCCGAUUUUCGGUGUGGAUAUGUGGGAACACGCCUAUUACCUUCAGUACUUGAACAACAAGGGCGCCUACGUCGAUGGAAUCUGGAAGAUCAUCAACUGGGCCGUUGCCGAGGACCGUUACAAGAAUGGAGUCGACGGAGCGAGUAUCUUGAAGCUGUGAUUAUCUGAGUAGUAUGCAUCCAGUAGUAGCAUGAGUAAACGCCGUUGAAAUGACUGCCAACGCAGUUGAAUGAAACAAACAAACCAAACCAAACUCCAUCGCUCAAUCUAUAUACCCAUGUAGUGCAGUGCAAUAUGCAAUAAAUCAAUCAAACCCAACAAUCCCUGUCCCUAUCCCUACACCUCCCGCAGAGAUGGUAACCUGUCUCCCCACAAUCCCCAUCUCAGACACCCCAAGAUCCAACCUCUGCGGUAAUUCAAACUCCAAGCUUUUAUUCGGAUUCAGCUGGAAUGUAUGCAGUGGUGUCCCCAGUGCCGAAGUGAGGUCACCGUGUCGUCUGUUUACAUCAGUACACCAUCACCAAACAUACAACGACAACGAUAAAUAUAGAAAGGG